Messenger RNA from Culicoides brevitarsis, 1154 nucleotides. RefSeq lists its product as uncharacterized. The transcript is spliced from 3 exons. Bases 64 to 1119 code for a protein of 351 amino acids. Gene Ontology annotation, molecular function: protein-arginine N-methyltransferase activity. NCBI's taxonomy places the organism in Eukaryota, Metazoa, Arthropoda, Insecta, Diptera, Ceratopogonidae. Gene Ontology annotation, cellular component: nucleus. Gene Ontology annotation, biological process: peptidyl-arginine methylation. The record is from RefSeq and is a predicted model, not a curated record.
CCAAAAUAAACACAUGUGCACGAAGUAAACAAAUCGAAAUUUUACGGAAAUAAUUCACUAAAAAUGGACGUUGAUACAAUAAAUCAAGACUAUUUUACGAGUUACGAAGACUUGGAGAUUCACGAGUUAAUGUUGUUGGACGAUGCUCGAACUCAAACGUACCGAAAAGCAAUCGAAGCUUGUUCCUCCUUAUUCAAGGACAAAAUAGUAAUGGAUGUCGGUUCAGGCACCGGAAUUCUUUCAAUGUUUUGCGCAAAAGCCGGCGCUAAAAAGGUUUUCGCUGUCGAAGCUUCCAACACGGCGCGAUUAUCGGAGAAAAUUAUCGCCGACAACAAGUUGGAAUCAGUAAUUUCGGUGUUUCAUGGGCAAGUUGAGAGUUUCGAGUUGCCAAAUGACGUUGACGGAGUUGAUAUCAUCGUGAGUGAAUGGAUGGGAUUUUAUCUGCUGCACGAAUCAAUGUUGGAUUCGGUGAUUUUUGCUCGCGAUAAAUUCCUAAAAAGUGAUGGAUUGAUGUUUCCGACGUCAGCGUCGUUAUAUUGCGCUCCGAUAAUGCUCCCGAAUAGGUUUGAUGGGCCUUUUGAAGGACUCGAUUUAAGAACUUUUGCGAAAGAAUUGCGAACGCAGAAGAGUCAGAAGCCCCAAGUUGAGGUUUUGAAGGAGGAAAAUUUGUUGCACGAAGGAAGUGUUGUUGCUUGGAUCGAUUUGAAGGAGACUUCAGUGGAAGAUUUGAAGGAAUUUGACAUUAAAGAGGUUUUCGUUGCUCAAAAAUCUGGCGAACUUCGAGGCUUUUGCAUUUGGUGGGACGUAAUAUUUCCCAAUGAAACCUCAUCUGACGAGCCCAUUGCUCUUCCCACGGGUCCCAAAGACCCUCCAACGCAUUGGAAACAAACAAUUAUCGAAUUUCCGGACGAAGCAACGCAAACCAUCGAAGAACCCGGAGUCCCAAUCGCAGUUCAACUGAAAAUUUCCCGCAGCUUGGAGUCAACAAGACGCUACAAUCUCCAUUUGGAGAUGUUGGAUCCCGAAAAAGAGGAACAUCCGAUGCCCUGCAACUGCAUCAUGACAAAAUGUAUUCUAACGAAGCAACAUUUAGCAUCUCUCGAGAUGAACGAUCUGUAAAAAAAAAUCAUUUUUAAGUGAAUUUUUUUUAUUUU